Molecule: messenger RNA, 474 nt
Organism: Linnemannia hyalina
Lineage: Eukaryota; Fungi; Mortierellomycota; Mortierellomycetes; Mortierellales; Mortierellaceae
Source: the annotation of a GenBank genome assembly
AUGUCCAACAAGCCCUCCGCAAAGGCCAUUGCCAAACUCAACGCCUCCAUUCUCUUUCCGGCCAUCCGCUCAGAGAUUAUCGAAAACCCUUCUUUGUUUGCCAUCCGCGGCUUCUUCAUUUUCAACAUCACCAAGAAGACUGUGCCCAUGACAGAAUGGUACCUUUUGUUUCAAGGAUUUGACGCCCCAGCUGUCGUCUCUCAGAAGAGACCUGUCCUCCCCAAGGCAAAGCGCGACGAAGACCCUAUCCCUGUUGCCAUUCUUCAGAUUGAGGACUCGGACUUGCUCAACUUUAUGAGUGGCGGAUUGACCGGAUCCCGAGGUAUUGUGAGUGGAAAAAUCAAGAUUGCUGGAGCAAUUGAGUUGGCAGAGCAGCUGGAGCAAAUCUUUUUGAAGGCCAAGGGUCAGGAGAAGACGCUUGCCUAUCUGGAACAGAAGCGUGGAAAGUCGGAAAAGGCCAGGGCUCGUCUGUGA